UCUGAUCCUGGAAGUGGAGGAAACACUGUAACUAUGACUCAAAAUCCAGGUGCAGUAAAGGAAAUAACUUUCUUGCUACUUUUGUAUAAGUUUGAAAUUUUUGUAAUAUGUUUUUUAAAAAUGUAUACAUAUCUUCAGGAUGUUAUUUGAAGUGAGAACUACUCUUUCCUCAGCUUUUUAUGAGCACCAUGUGAAUAUGAAUGUUGAUUUUAUUAAGAGAAGAGUUUAUAUAAUACCACUUUAAAGCUGUUAGUCAACUGUUUAUAGCAACGGUUUUGCCAGAUUUUAAACACCUGUUGUGGUGCUUAGAAACAAGCCUAAGAAAAUGAAAGCAAAGAGGUGAGUAUGAUACAAUGCUUCUCAUACAAAAGGACAAAGGAACAAUUAGUAUGAAGGAAGUUGUAGGUAGAAGGAAACUUCUAUUUUUUCCAGUAGCUGCUUUCUUUUCCUUUUUGUCUUCCUCUAGCCAUUGCCACAUGAGACCAUAGUCUGACCUCUAGAAGUUGCCCAUUGAAUAGCCUUCUUUGUAGCCAUCUUUCACCCUGCUUUACUCAUUUUGCACUGUGCUCAAUUUUUGUGGAGGAACAAGGAUGAAUCUCCAUUCCCUAUUAGAGAUUAUUAGACAUAUUCGGAGAAAUUAGAGGUUACCAGAUGAGUUCCCCCAUAGCCAUUAUUGUGCUUCAGCUGGAGAAGUGUUGACCCAGGUGUGAAAAGAGCAGAGAGAGGAGAAAAGACCAAGUUGAGAAAGAAUUACAUGGCCUGAGGAGGACUUGUCUGAUUGCAGAGACAAGCCCUGGCAAGGACUGGUUGGGUAUCUGUAUUUGAUUCCGUAGGUUCACAUGGCAUUCAGAAAAAUGUUGAACUUGAGUAGUCUACUCUAGCGCUUAUAAAAUAGUAUCAAGCUUUUUCUUCUUGCUUCAUUAAGAAGAUCAGUACCACCAGAGAUGGGGGGACCGUCAUCUUCCUGUCACCGUGAGGCACCCAUCUUCCCCUCCUACCCUUCAGGCACAGGGAGGAUGUGCCUCCCCUCCUAUCUCAGGAACCCCUCUCUGUGGGUUCUGGAGCCAGUCCCAUCACAUCAGCUCAAGGAUGUACUCCUUUCAUAAUCCCUUCUCUCCACCAUUAUUAAUAUUUCCUUCUACCAGAUCAUUUACAGCAGUAGAUUAAAAUACUUUAAAAUCUCAACUCAAAAACAAAUCCUCUCUUUAUCCUCUUUUCCCCUCCGCCUCUAAGCAUUUCUCUGCUCCUCUUUAUAGCCAGAUUUAGUUUCCUUCACUCCAUUCCUCACUUUUCCAUUCAUUCUUUAAAUUUUUAGAAAUCAUGAGAUAUCUCAAACUUUACAAAAUGUUAUGAAGACAAUAUCAUAAAUUCAUAUGCCCACUACCCAGACUUGACCCAAGACAACAUGUUUUAAUUUCCAUGUUAAAGAAAUAGUAGGUUACAGAUAUGUGAAAGACCCACUCAACCAUCUCAUUCCCCUGCAACUCUUCGCAGGAGAAACCACUAUGCUGGAAUUGGUGUGUCGACUUCCCAUCAAUGUUUUAUUGUUUUUAAUAAAUAGGUGUGUGGCCUUGAACAAUAGAAUGUUGUUUGUGGUGCUUUAAAAAUUUUACAUAAAGUAUAUAUGCAUAGUUUCCUGAACUGGGAGCAGGAGCCGCAGACACCAGCGCCUUCUUCCCGGGCCACCGCUCCGUCGCUGUCGCCCGGCCUCCCUCGGACCCGAGAGCAGGCCGUGGUCCUGCCGCGCGGGACGGCAACCGCGCGCUUGGCGCUCCGGCCCGGGGCACCGCGUCCUGCGGGGCGACCGCCUUCCCCGCCUGCCCACCCGCCCGCGGCCCUGUAGCUGCUUCUCCCGCUCGGGCGGCCGCUGCCAUGGGCACCGACAGCCGCGCGGCCGGGGCUCUUCUGGCGCGGGCCAGCACCCCGCACCUGCAGACCGGGAACCUGCUGAACCGGGGCCGCCUGCGGAAGAAGUGCCCGUCCGCACACAGCGAGGAGCUUCGAGAUUGCGUCCAGAAGACUUUGAAUGAGUGGAGUUCCCAAAUCAGCCCAGAUUUGGUCAGGGAGUUUCCGGAUGUCUUGGAAUGUAUUGCAUCUCAUGCAAUAGAAAAGAUAAAUCCUGAUGAGAGAGAAGAAAUGAAAGUUUCUGCAAAACUGUUCAUUGUGGGAUCAAACUCUUCAUCAUCAACUGGAAAUGCAGUUGACGUGGCCUGUUCAGUCCUUGGCGUUGCACAGCUAGAUUCCGUGAUCAUUGCUUCACCUCCUGUUGAAGAUGGAGUUAAUCUCUCCUUGGAGCAUUUGCAGCCUCACUGGGAGGAACUGGAAAACUUAGUUCAGAACAAAAAGAUUGUUGCUAUUGGUACCUCUGAUCUAGAUAAAACACAGUUGGAGCAGCUGUAUCAGUGGGCACAGGUAAAACCAAAUAGUAACCAAGUUAAUCUUGCCUCCUGCUGUGUGAUGCCACCUGAUUUGACUGCGUUUGCUAAACAAUUUGACAUACAGCUGUUGACUCAUAAUGAUCCAAAAGAACUGCUUUCUGAAGCAAGUUUUCAAGAAGCUCUUCAGGAAAGCAUACCUGACAUUCAAGCACAUGAGUGGGUACCACUGUGGCUUCUGCGAUAUUCAGUGAUUGUUAAAAGUAGAGGAAUUAUCAAAUCAAAAGGCUACAUUAUACAAGCUAAAAGAAGGGGUUCUUAACCAGGAUCCAUGAUCAUAAUUUACUGACUUUGUAUUUUCCUUGCUUAUAAGAUAAAACUGAGAUGUGUAAAAAUCUAGUUACUGCCUGUAAAUGGUUUCGUGGAGGCAGAUAUCCUUUUAGUCAUAUUUGACAUUAUUUUGUCUGUCAAGUGUCAGUUCCUUUUCUUUCCUCCAUACCAGUUCACUCACAUGAGCCACUAUAUUGUUUGCAUUAAACUAUUGUUCUCUAAUUGAAAUUGUCUGUAAAGAAAAUACUUGCAAUAUAUUUGUUCCUUUAUUUUUAUGACUUAAUAGAAAUCAAGUAAAAUGUUGGUAGAUAUAUUUUGGCCUAGGCAUCAGGGUAAUAUAUAUACUUAUUUUUUAUUUCCAAAAAAUAAUUCAUUAAUGCUUCUUACUCUCUAAUAUAACUAAGCAAUUUAAUAACUGUUAUUAAAACUGAAAUACUGGAAGAUAUUUUUCUGUUACUGAUAAUUAUAUUUCAGAGUAACUGGAGUAGCCAGGAUCUACUAGUAGUGUAAAUAA
Choloepus didactylus (southern two-toed sloth) is the source of this 3219-nucleotide messenger RNA. RefSeq names its product glutamate--cysteine ligase regulatory subunit-like. The transcript has a single exon. Gene Ontology annotation, biological process: glutathione biosynthetic process. Lineage: Eukaryota; Metazoa; Chordata; Mammalia; Pilosa; Megalonychidae. Gene Ontology annotation, molecular function: enzyme regulator activity; glutamate-cysteine ligase catalytic subunit binding. Gene Ontology annotation, cellular component: glutamate-cysteine ligase complex. Bases 1873 to 2697 code for a protein of 274 amino acids. The record is from RefSeq and is a predicted model, not a curated record.